ACAGGGUUGAUUUUACAUGAAUUGGUGGCCCAACUACCCCUGAAGUCAAACUCAGAAGAAGUGAAGCCACAAUUUCAUUCUCUGGAGAAAAUGAUUGGUUAUCCUAGAAAACUUCAACAUCUCUUGACUUUGGAUAUAUCACAGAAACAGUCAGAAGAUUUCAUUAAACAUAAGUCAAAUCGGGAUGCUGCCAGGCGUAGGUCAUUACAGGGGAAAGAUGCAGGAGCAUGGCUUGAUGUUAUUCCCUCAACAUACAAGAACGCACUUAAACCUAACAAAUUUUGUUUAACGUCUUGUAUGAGAUUGGGGAUCAGCUUGUCUUUUAGUCGAUUGCUUGAGCAUUGUGACUGUAGACAGAAGUUAGAUCAAGAAGGUUUUCAUUUGAUUACCUUUAAAUAUGGAGGCGGUCGUGUCUGGUCUCACGAUAUUAUUGUUGCUGAGUGGUUUGCUUGCCUAACGGAGCUGGGUAUUCCUCAUCAAACAGAACCAAGACAUAGAUACGUACGAACUGAUGGAAGAGCAGACAUUACAUUCUACAACAUUGAUUCUGAUGUCACCUAUGAAUGUGAUGUUUCUUUGGCUCACCCUUGGAGGAGGAAAGACAUAGUGAACGGAACUGCAAAGGCCUGCAGACAUGCAGCGACAAAACAGGAAUCAGAAAAAAGGUUACAAAUAUUCAAAGGAGAUCUGGCCAGAUGGAUCUAGCUCAGAAAUUGUUCCACAAUUUUUUAGCAUUUUGGCACAUGGAGAUGGCAAGCAGAAAAUUUACUGCAUGAACUGGGAAGAAAGGCAGGUUUUAUUGAAGGAAGACAAGUAGAUCAGAGUUAUGUCAUAUUGGCGGUGACGUUUUUCUGUGACUCUCCAAAAAUGCAAUAGUAAAGUUGUCUUGAGAAAAGUGUCUAAGUUGUCAACAAACAGACUAAUGGAAGAUAAUGUAGUUAGCAGAGACAGCUACAGUCAGUGCUUCACACAUUGAAGUAGUUGAACUUGUAACUUGUUUAUGAAGCAUUUUCUUUUAGUAUUGAAAAAUCAUGUAUUGUAUUG
This is a messenger RNA of Corticium candelabrum, 1044 nucleotides long. RefSeq lists its product as uncharacterized. The transcript has a single exon. Bases 91 to 705 code for a protein of 204 amino acids. The record is from RefSeq and is a predicted model, not a curated record. Lineage: Eukaryota; Metazoa; Porifera; Homoscleromorpha; Homosclerophorida; Plakinidae.